Messenger RNA from Symbiodinium sp. CCMP2592, 369 nucleotides. The record is from the annotation of a GenBank genome assembly. NCBI's taxonomy places the organism in Eukaryota, Dinophyceae, Suessiales, Symbiodiniaceae.
AUGAAAGCACCUUUCUUCCAGGCCGCGUCGCAAGCGGGAGGACAUGGCCUGCCAGCAUUUGGCGCCGGCAGUGUCGCCUCCGUGGCAUCUACCAGUCUGAGCAGCGGUCUGAAGCGACCUGCGCCGGGUACAGGGCCAACUGCAGAUGCAUCUGCGCCUUCAGUUGAGGAGGCAGCACCUGUGGAGGAACGUCAGUGGUUCUACAAAGAUGCCGCUGGUCGCCAGCAAGGCCCCUACCCCUCGUCGGUGAUGGCCAGGUGGUCGCGCUCUGGGGCGUUCCCUCCAGAAACCUUGGUUCGUUCCGAGGACGAUGCCGAGUUCUCGGAGCUUGGCAAUGGCAUGCGCUUGACACUGGCGUCCUUGAAGUGA